AUAAUUAAUUACAUUGGCUUUGUGCCCAAAUGAGAUUCCAUUGUAGCACAAGAGGAAACAGAUGAAUGGCAUUUGGCUCACCUCGUGCUGUCCGGAGUUGUGUGUGUUUUUAAAGUGCCGCUGUUUUAUUUUUUUACUGUUUUAUGGUCUGAUGUAUAAGAAUGUAUACUCUUAUGGAGCACUUCUUGACCUGUGCUUUACUAAAUAAAGUUGUAUUUCUCUAGUGCUUUCCCUUCACCAACAGGUGACACUAGCUGCUAAAUGGCAAAUAUCAAUUGAUAAGGUUCUACAUAAAAGGGGACAAUAAUAAUCUGUACACAAAUAUCUAGAACAUGUACCUUGUCAGAUAUACUAGUUUUGUGAGAGCCUUAUCACACAUCUUUUAGUUAACUUCCUGAGAUUAUACAAAUAUGAUAACAUUUGCUAUCACAUCAGUUAUCAACCUUUUCUUUGUGUUAACAGUUAAAAUACCUGUUGGAACUGUUACAAACAUACUGACACAAUGUGAAACGUUAUGUCUGUACUGUAUGUUGGAGAAACCCGGUUGUAAACAAAAGACUGGGCUGUCUCAAACAAUCUUUUAUAACUUUUAUCUCCUUUUAACUCUCCUAUUUCUUUAAAGAUGGAUUACCCAAUCAUCUUCUUGCUUUAAAAUAACAACCAGCCCUACAGAGAAAACAAGUCUCUCAUCAGGUGUGGUUUUAUUCUGGAGUUAAGACUGUCCCACUGAACCUGCUCAUUCUAGGUGCGUAAUGCUGGGAGAAGAAUAGCUGUGACUGUGACUGUGUUGUUUUUAUAUAUAUAUAUAAAGAAAUACUGAAUUAUUUAACAGAUGUGUUUUUACAGUCUGUAUUAGCACUUGUCAGAUAUGAAGAUCGCCUCGUUUAACGCACAGAGGUUCGGACAGACCAAAGUCUCAGAUCCAGACGUCCUGUCAGCUCUUGUCAAGAUUGUGUCCCGAUACGACAUCAUAGUGAUUAUUGAGGUGGUGGAUGUGACCGGAGCUGCUGUCAAACUGUUCUUAAAAGAACUAAAUGAAGUCAACACGACCCAUCACUAUGCUCUGCAGCUCAGUGUCCGCCUGGGGAGGAACAGAUACAAGGAGCAGUUUUUGUUCCUUUACAGGGAUGAUGUUGUUGAUCUGGUUGACUGCUAUCAAUAUGAAGACAACCAAGUGAACGACAUGGAUGCCUUUGCCAGAGAACCAUAUAUUCUCCGCUUUAGACCACACAACACAGUGCUGAAGGACAUAGUGCUGAUCCCGGUCCACACCAAGCCGUGGGACUCUGAGAGAGAGCUGGAUGAGCUGUAUGAGGUCUGUCUGGUGGUCAAAGACAAAUGGAAAACUGAUAACAUAAUGAUCCUGGGAGAUUUCAAUGCAGAUGGUGUGUACGUCACCCCUAAGGAGAUGCAGGAGAUUCGCAUCCGCAGCGACAAGAAUUUCCAUUGGCUAAUCCGUGAUGACGUGGACACGAUGGCAAGAACAUCAAACGAACACACCUACGACCGGAUUGUUGUGUAUGGAGAAGAUAUGCUUACAGCCUGUGUGCCAAACUCAGCCAAGCCAUUUCAUUUCCACAAAGAGUUUGCUAUGACUGAAGAAAAGGCCCUGAGGGUGAGCGACCACUACCCUGUGGAGGUAGAGUUACGUAAAGCCCCUCCUUUCUGGAUGACAAAGAGCAACGGAAGAAGUGGCAGUGUUGAUACAUCAGUUCACAGAGCUGUCACAGAAAGUCUGCAGGAUGAUGUGUUGAAACUGCAGAAGGAAAACCUCCUGCUGGAGCGAGAAAAACUUCAACUACUGAUCACUUUAUUAAAACAGCGGCUUUCCACACUCAAGCUCAAACAAUGACUACAAGAUCUCAAACACGACUGAUUUUGCUAAGCUGUAUUUUUUUAAAUACAUAAUGGUUUCACAAAUGAAGGUUGUCCUUUUUAUUGUUAUCUAAUCAGAUAAAUAGCAGUGGAUUGUGGCCUGACUGUAUCCUUAAACUUUACAUCAAAUAAAUAGGUGUUUUUACAAAACUAAACAAAUAAUAAUACAUGUGAUAAUGAUGUAAGCAUUUAAAUAAGUUAUGAAUGUGAAUGUAAGGAAAACAUAAUAUUGGUGUGAGCAAUAUGUAAAACUAUUGUCUAAUUUGAUAAUCAAAAAGUCUACCUAGACAGAUAAUAUAUGUAUGUUUUAUAAUAUUUUAGUGCAGAGUGAAAUACCCCUGACUCUUUUAUUUGUUCUAAUUGUAUAUCAUAUCCCCGGUAUGUAUUAUGUUAUUCUGUUAAUAAUAAAAAUGAGAUGGAAUGGAU
Molecule: messenger RNA, 2301 nt
Organism: Trematomus bernacchii (emerald rockcod)
Lineage: Eukaryota; Metazoa; Chordata; Actinopteri; Perciformes; Nototheniidae
Product: deoxyribonuclease-1-like
Exons: 9
Coding region: 869-1852 (327 amino acids)
Biological process (GO): DNA catabolic process
Cellular component (GO): nucleus
Molecular function (GO): DNA nuclease activity
Source: RefSeq, a predicted model, not a curated record